CGGAUGAGGUAAGCGAGGCCGAGGACGCCCGCCCGCACACGGCUCCGUCAGCGGCGUCGGGUCCCCCCUCGGCGGCUUUCCGUCAGCCCCCGCGGGGCCGGAUAAAAGGCGGCGCGGCGAGCGAGGAGCAGAGCGUGGCGCUGCCCCGCCCGGCCGGUCCCAUGCAGCCCGCCAUGAUGAUGUUCUCCAGCAAGUACUGGGCGCGGAGGGGCUUCUCGCUGGACUCGGCCCUGCCGGAGGAGCGCCCCGGCGGCCUCACCAUAAACAGAUCAAGCUCUGGGAAAAAUGAGGAGAAAAAAGGCAGCAAGGGAAAUGGGAAAGGCGAGUCAGUUUCUGAAGGUGGAAAGACAGCUGUAGUGUUUUCCUUGAAGAAUGAAGUUGGCGGAUUGGUGAAAGCUCUCCGGCUCUUUCAGGAGAAACAUGUGAGUAUGGUUCAUAUUGAAUCACGAAAAUCAAAGAGAAGGAACUCAGAGGUAGAAAUUUUUGUGGAUUGUGACUGCAGUAAGAAGGAAUUUAAUGAGCUAAUCCAGUUGCUCAAGUUUCAAACUAACAUUGUGUCUCUGAAUCCACCAGAAAACAUCUGGACUGAUGAGGAAGAUCUUGAUUGUGUCCCUUGGUUUCCUCGGAAGAUAUCUGAAUUAGACAAAUGUUCACAAAGAGUAUUGAUGUAUGGAUCUGAGCUGGAUGCAGAUCACCCUGGAUUUAAAGACAAUGUCUAUCGACAGAGAAGAAAAUACUUUGUGGAUGUUGCCAUGAGCUAUAAAUAUGGUCAACCCAUUCCCAGAGUGGAGUACACAGCUGAAGAAAUUAAAACAUGGGGGGUGGUGUUCAGGGAACUCAGCAAACUCUAUCCCACCCAUGCUUGUCGUGAAUAUUUAAAGAAUUUUCCUCUGCUGACUAAGUAUUGUGGAUAUAGAGAGGAUAAUGUGCCUCAGCUGGAAGAUGUCUCUGUUUUUCUUAAAGAAAGGUCUGGCUUCACAGUGAGACCGGUUGCUGGAUAUCUCUCUCCUCGAGACUUUUUAGCUGGCUUAGCAUACAGAGUUUUUCACUGUACUCAGUAUGUACGACAUGGCUCGGAUCCUCUCUACACCCCAGAACCGGAUACAUGCCAUGAACUUCUGGGACAUGUGCCUCUACUUGCUGAUCCUAAGUUUGCCCAGUUUUCACAAGAGAUAGGACUCGCUUCAUUGGGAGCAUCUGAUGAAGAUGUUCAGAAAUUAGCCACCUGCUAUUUUUUUACGAUUGAAUUUGGUCUUUGCAAGCAAGAAGGACAGCUGCGUGCUUAUGGGGCAGGACUUCUGUCUUCUAUUGGAGAACUAAAGCACGCUCUUUCUGACAAGGCCAAGGUGAAAACAUUCGAUCCGAAGACAACCUGUUUGCAAGAAUGCCUGAUCACCACUUUUCAGGAAGCUUACUUUGUUUCAGAAAGUUUUGAAGAAGCCAAAGAAAAGAUGAGGGACUUUGCUAAAUCGAUCAAUCGUCCCUUCUCUGUGUACUUCAAUCCAUAUACACAAAGCAUUGAGAUUCUGAAGGAUACCAGGAGUAUAGAAAAUGUCGUCCAGGACCUCCGCAGUGAUCUAAACACUGUAUGUGAUGCAUUAAGCAAAAUGAACAGAUAUUUAGGGAUUUGAUAUAUGUCCCACUGUGAUUUGUUGUCAGCUGCUUAUUCUGUAGCUGUUCUAGUGACAUCACACGACAUGGCUAACUUUUAAAACUCAUCAGUUUGCUCUUCUGAGCUUGGCCUGUGGCUUGUGUCAUUGUGUAGCUUUGUCUAAUUGUUAAGUGCAGACAAAACAAGGCAAUGCUAAUUCGUAAAUUCUCUAUGGAGUGUGGCAGCAUAUAACCAGCAAUUCCUCAACACAAUGUUGUGUACAAGUAUACCAGUAAAAGCUUGCCUAGCAAUGAGUUUGUUUCUUUAAGAUUGGUGUUAAAAUGGUGUUCCUGAUUUCUUUAAGUCUGACAUUAUUUCCCUUUCCAACUGUCAGAAUACAGAAAAAAAGUAUUUGCAACAUUUUCCAUUUUCCUUGUAAGAGAAUCUGUAUUUGGUGGUGAUGACAGUGUUUUGCCCAUAUAUUUGUAACAGAACUGAGUGUCUCUUGUGACUGAACAAUACACUUUACAUGUAUACCAAUGCAGAGAUCAGGAAGACUACGUAUCGGUACUAAAAGGUCUGUGAGGAUUAUGAAGAAACACUACUGACAAAUGUUUGAUGUGGCUAAGUAAUUGCAAAACAACAGGAGUAAUAAUAAUAAAACCUCUGACAAUUCAUGCAUAGAGGUAGUGAUAGUUCCAUACAUGUAUUGUCUGUGACAAUCCUGAUCAUACUUCCACUGCAGGAAGUAUGUUGUUUAUCUGGAAACAAGAGGGGAAGCACCUUUGUUAAUUCCAGGUUGUUAGAUGUGAAUAUAAAGCCAUUCUACAUCACUCUGUGCCUUCUGCAUUCCCUCAUUCUUUGAACAUAGUCCCUUGCAUUUCAUGCAUAAUUUGCCUUUCCUUCUUCUGCCACAUUCAACCUUGACAUGGUGUGCAUGAGUGAGUCUACAUUGUAUCAGUAUCAGUAGAUAUGAAAAGGUGAAUAUGGAAGUUGUUAUUUAAUUAUAGCCAGGACAAUUAUCAGUUAGUAGAUUACUUGUGGGGUGCUUAAAUCAUACCGACACCUAAGCUGCCUAGCUUGUACCAGAUGGAUGCAGGUAAUGCCUGACUUAAUGAACUCUGUGUUAGCAAGUUCUGACAGAAGUACAAGCUCUGUCUGGGGAGCAGUGUGGAAAUAUUUGAGCCGACUCUUAUCUGGAAGCAAUAAUUAUGCAUGUCUUUCCUUUAUCUGAGUUAUUCUGUUCUCCUAUUAGCCAGAAUAAUGGAGAGUUGACCAUAUUGUAUGGACCUCUAGUAAUGGAAACUGCGUGGAUCUUAUGCAGAUCAUGUCAGUACAGGUGAAAGUUCAUGGCUUGUCUACUUACGUGGAAAAUAGAUAUCUAUUGAACCUGCUCUCUCAGCUGAGAGACUCAUGCAGAUACUCUUUAAGUGUCGCUAGCAAUUUCAGCAUGAAGAGAGCACCACUUGAUAGUAUCAGCACAUCCUUAAAUAAGAGGCAAUCUAUAAUUUUCAUAGGGAAAUAUGCCACCUCCUCAAAGAUAACUACAAGAUAACAGAAAGUGCUCUAUUCUCUGGAUGGUCCCUGCUGCAUUCUAAUGCUGCUGUUAAUAGGGUGUGGAAAAAUCCAGUUUUAGAUCUAACCGUGACUGCCACUGGUAUAAAUGAAGAGCUGUUGAAUUAUCCCACGGGGUCAGCAUGCUGGAGGAGUUUUUUAACUUCCUGACAUUAGUGCUGACUCCAUUAACUAGCACUUAUCGUAGAGGAGUCACCAGCACGCUUGGCAUAGAAGUUUCUUCUUCUUUCUUUGGAUGGAAUCUGAUGAACCCCUUGCAGCCCUUUUUGGAGAAAAUGGACUGAACUGAUAUUUACUUUAAAUGAUCUGGAAAAUCAUUGCACAAGGAAUAGUAGUUCUUAGUUCAAGACCUGACAAAGUAUUGUUGCUUGCUUAAGUGAAAUAAAGGCACAAUGAGUGAAGAGAUAAAGAGUUUGCAAAAUUAUUUUUUCCUUUGAAUCAAAAUUAUACAGGAAAGUGUUAAAUACUUACAGUAUCUGGAUUUAUUCUUGACUUUUCUGAACUGCCUAAAAUAAGGAUUGCACAGAAGUAAAACAACAGAAGCAUAUCUUUGUUUUGUUUUGUACUGUUAACAAGUAAAUCUUAUUAUGGAUUAGGGAGAAACCCUUGAAAUCCAAUAGUCAUUUUAGGACUAAUGAUGGCACGGAAACUGUCUGCAAUGAAGAUAUAAUGUCAAUGAAACAGAACAUUGUCAAAGGAUAAUGGGCUCCUGCUGCUAGAUAUAUGCUUAAUCCAAUGAUUUUAUUUCUAUUAUACAACGUGAUUAAAAAUAAAUUAAAUAUAAUGAGCUAAGGAAUAAUAGUGAUUUAGAGAGACAAUUGCUCGUUGUUCUUACAUGGGAAAGCUGUGUUCUUACAGGCUACAGGGCAAACUUUCUUUGGGCUUCAGCCAGUCAGCAGUCGUGAAUUGGAAAGAAGGCUUUAAAAAGUGCACUAUUGCACUUUUAUGAAUCAAAUAGUUCCAGCUUAGCUGACAUCCUUCUCUGCAGUUUUUAUUAGCAAAUUAAGAUCAGCCAUGCAGCAAUCUCCUUGGAUGACAAGCUCAUU
This is a messenger RNA of Tympanuchus pallidicinctus (lesser prairie-chicken), 4212 nucleotides long. RefSeq names its product tryptophan hydroxylase 2 (gene TPH2). The record is from RefSeq and is a predicted model, not a curated record. The transcript is spliced from 11 exons. Gene Ontology annotation, biological process: aromatic amino acid metabolic process; serotonin biosynthetic process. NCBI's taxonomy places the organism in Eukaryota, Metazoa, Chordata, Aves, Galliformes, Phasianidae. The coding region runs from base 162 to 1631 and encodes 489 amino acids. Gene Ontology annotation, molecular function: iron ion binding; tryptophan 5-monooxygenase activity. Gene Ontology annotation, cellular component: neuron projection.